UCUGUUCGAUACAGUGCAAAAGUAACGAAGAAUAGCAUGAAUAUUCAUGCAAACUUCAGGAAAGUUCUAUGAAAAAAUAAUUUAUUCAGAUUUAGCUCUUCCAGUCAUCUAGUAGUGGCUUUUGUACAUAAUAUGCUAUGUUUUUUCUCUUUCUUUUAAAGUUUUUAUUUGGUGUUACUCUUUUUAUUUAUCUUUUAAAAAUCAUAAAAUCUCUAAUCAGUCAGCGCAAUUCAUUUGAUCACUAUUAAGUGGCCAAAUUCAUUUGGCUUUUCAUGACUGUUGUAAGAAAAUCAUACGGAAGGGGUUAUGAUUUGAAUAACAAUCUAGGCAACGUAAGCCAAAAUACAGUUUUACAAAAAUCAAGCACUCAUUAAAUGAUACCAGCCACUGCAGUACUUUUGAAAUUAUAGAUUCACAUUCCAAUUUCAUAAGCAAAAAGCUUCAGUGAUCUGGAGGAAUGCAGUAUGUUUAAAAAAGAAGUCUUCAUAGAUUUCUGUUAUUAAUGUGUUAGUACUUCCUUUAGAUUCUUAUUAACAUGGAGUGCCUUUUUAAUCUGUUAAAUACACUGAAAUCUUUUAAUUCUUUGUGACAAUAAAUGUGGAGGCUGUCUUUUUCAGACUGUUCAGUUCUUUGGUGGAUUGAGGCAUAGAGCAAAUUAGGGCAAAUAGGGAAAUUUGCCCUUCUGUAUAGAUUAACACAAAGGCUGUAUAAAUUAACUCUCACAGGUCUUUGCUUCAGAUACACAGGAAAUAAAAGUUUCUAAGCUCUUUUAAAGUUCAGUGGCUGGACAUAACUGUAGCAGUUAAGAGUAAAUAUUCCAUCUAAGCUGUUGUUUACAGAUUGCACUCUAGUAUUCAUAUACAAAAAAUUUGGUUCUUUGGGUAUACUAGUGCCCAUUAUGUUUUCAGUCACCAUUCAGUUUGCUUUUAUCAGCAACGACUGAAGUGGAACACUUCCAGGGUUUGCUCCCUGCAGCUGCUUUUACAGAUUUGCUGUGAUGGUUUGGUUCCUUUGACACCAAGGAUCUCUUACUUGACAUUGGUCAUGUUCUCCAUGGUACUGAUGGAUGGUACAAUAGUCAUGUGUCUUUCUACCAAGACCGCCAGUGAACAGAUCUAGCAGCAAAUAUAAAAUUCAGUAGAUUUAUAAUUAGCUUCUUUGCUAUUGGGGUAUUUGAGAGAGGAUUUUUUGCAUCAGCUUCUGUAAUUCCACUUGAUCCAGCACCAAUUUUUUGCAUAGAUACGCUAUUCUAGGCAGGAUUUGUUCAGUGCCUGUAUUUCCAGUCCCUAUCCCUGUCACUCCAGAUUUCAGAGGAAGAUACUUCGUUGCUAAAUUUACUCUUUCCCUGUAGCUCCUGUGAUAGUCUGGAAGGAGCCCCCCAGAGAUUAUAAAAAGGGCAGACAUUCUUACAGAACAUUCAUAGCAAUAUAUCGCAAUUAGGCACUUUUUAUAAGUGUGUUGUUCACUUCCAGUCCUACUGAUCUCACUGGGGCACAGAUCCCUGUUCUGUGAAGCUGUCUUUGAACUUGGCCAGAUAUGAAGUCUGGUACUCAAGAAAGCAAAAUCUGUAACAUUUCUGUCCCUUCAGUUUGUUCAGUCUCAACUAUGCAAGAUAGAGAAAUGACAAGUCUGCCAGAGAAUGUGUGCUUGAAGCUCAUGACGUUUGUGGCAGAACACACAUAAAAUGCAUAACUGGCUGAACUGUGAUGUCUUUGGAAAGAUGGUGGAGGUCGGUAGGUCUGUCCAGAAAUGCUGAAGACCUGAUUGGUCAUAGUCUGUCAGAAGUCCUGUUAUUAAAUUGGUGGAAUAGACCUCUUAAAUAUGCAGCAGUUUCCUUCUUUGCUACCUAUUAGGAAAUUGAUGAUUGGUGAUUUCACCCCAAGGGAGAAAAUGUAUUUUCAGUGUUUCAAGACUCAAGGCUUAUUGUUUUAGCAGAAGAUGUGCUGCUAGUAAAGGCUUGCUUAAUCAUGGGUUUACUUCAAGGGAUUUUCUGUCCUUCCUUUCCAUUGUAAUGCUAACAGUAACACUGUAGUAUAGUAAGGACUUGGCAAGUUCUUUCCUGUGCCAUUAGAAGGGGUUUAGAAUUGACAUAGAUUUCUCACAUUCUCAAAGCCCAAUUAAACACCUAAACUACUGAAUACUCAGCAGGAGUUUUUCAGAAAAUUCCAAAUAGUCUUUCAAAACAUAGUCUUCCAUAACACAUUUAACUGUUCACUCAGUCAAGCAAUAUGCUUAGAGAUAUCUUAUUUUUGUAAAGUUUGUGUGACUUCACAUAGUAAAAGGAAAAAUUCUUUAACAUUCUACCAUAGAACUUUUGCAGAUUCACUGUUAUUGCAUCAAAGUUAAUAAGUUCAGUUUCAGAUUUUACUAAAAGUUACUGCUGAAUAGCAGUGAGAUAACUGACUCGUGUUGAUUUUGUUUGAACCUCAACAACCUCCAGUGUUUUUUUCAGCAGUGCACCAUAUCUGAAAUACACAGGACUGAAUAUUUCUAUAUGCUUUCUACCCGACUCUUUUUAGCUCAUGCUUCCUAAUCACAUACCAGCUUUGCUAGGACUGUCCUGCUGUUUAUUCUUCAAUUUGGUUUCCUGUCUCUGUUUCCAGACACAAGAUGAGUGCUUGCUAGCAUCUUAGAUUAUAAUCCAUACAGUCAAAAGAAGGAAUGGUUAGUUACCCUAUAGCAUCUGUGGUUCCAAGAGGUAUGUGGUCUGUGGCUGCCUUCCUUUCCAUUAGUUCUGAGUCCAGUCUGAAUUCUUGUUGAUGAACUGAGAGGUGGUUGAGGCUGCUGCAUCUUUUGCUGCUGUCUUUACUGAUUGUGGCUGAGACUGUGUCAGAAGGCUUUCACAGUGGACAAGCACACUGUUCAGGGAAAAUCCAGUCUUGUGUAUAUGAGGCAUUUUCAUACCUAGAGUGAAGAACACAUUUUAAAAAACACAGCUACAAUGGGCAAUUAACCAGAGGCUUACCCCAACCCAGAAAUUUACACCAAAAGACCUGAUUGCUGCAAUGAAAGCCCUAAAUGUGGAGCUUGGAUUAAUUAUUGAUUUAACAUAUACCACACGAUACUAUGAAGUUAAGGAUUUACCUAAAAGCGUGCAGUAUAAGAAACUGUAUACUGUUGGACUUGAAGUCCCUGAUAAUGCUACUAUCCUGCAGUUCAAAAAAUGGGUCAGAAAAUUCCUGUGGGAAAAUGCGGGAAAUGAGAAACUCAUUGGCGUUCACUGUACUAAUGGAAUUAAUAGAACUGGCUACCUUAUAUGUAGAUAUCUUAUAGAUGUUGAAGGCUGGGAUCCAGAGGCAGCAAUCCAAGCUUUUGGUGAUGCUAGAGGUCAUCGCAUGGAUGGUCUUGUAUAUCUCACAGAUCUCAGAACACAACCAAUGAGAAGUAACCUUGGAAUGGAUGUAUGGGAUUCAGAUGAAGAUAUUAUUCCUCCACCACAUGCAAUGGAAGGACCUGUAGAGCGGUUCCCAAAUGAAGAUUUUCAGGGGUCUGGGAAAAGAUUAAGAAUUUAUGAUGACCACUCUCACAAUGAUUUGCAAGGACAGAUACAGUUGAGAGAUUUUGAUUUCAUCAGUAAGGGACCUGGACAAAGACGAAGACCGUUCCAUGACCAUCAGACUCAGGAUGAUUUAAGAGCACCAAUGCAGAUGAGAAAUUGGGACUACAAUAGGGGACCAGGACAGAGGCGAAGACCCUUUCCUGAUCACCAGUUUUAUGAUGAUUAUCAAGAAGACAUGCAGCUGAAGGACCUAGAUUUCAGUAACAAGGGACCUGGACAAAGGUUGAGACCUUUUCAUGGACACCAGUUUCAUGAUGAUUUACAGGCAGAGAGACAAUCGAGGGACACUGAAUUUAACAGAGGCCGUGGACAAAGGCAGAGAUCUUUUCCUGACCAUUCAUCUCAUAAUGAUUUGCAGGAAGACAGGCAGUCAAAGGAUUUUGAUUUUGGUAGCAGGGGCCGUGGCCAGAGACGAAGACCAUUCCAUGACCACCAAUCUCAUGAUGAAUUCCAGACUCAGAUGCAGUUGAAAGACUUAGAUUGUGUCAACAAAGGUCCUGGCCAAAGACUAAGAUCUUUCCAUGACUAUCAGUCACACAAUGACUUACAGCCACAGAUGCAAUUGGAAGAUUUUGAAUUUGUUAAUAGGGGUCGUGGGCAGAGGUUGAGACCUUUCAGUGAUCACCAGCCUCGUGAUGACUUACAAACAGAGAUGCAACUAAAAGAUUAUGAUAAUAUGGGUCCUGGACAGAGGCGCAGGCCUUUUCAUGACCAUCAGCCUUAUGAUGACUUACAGGAACAGACUCAGUUAAAAGAUUUUGAUUAUGUUAGUAAAGGGCAUGGACAAAGGCCAAGACCUUUUCAUGAUCAUCCAGGGCACGAUGACUUGCCACGUGAAUGGUGUUCAGACAGAAGUCAAUCCUUUUCUUCCCAUGAAAAUGUACCAGAACAUAAUUUCUCCUCAUCUCCUUCACUUCACAGAGAUUAUGGGUCUGAUAAUGAUGACUUUAACAGAAGUUAUAGUAAUAGACCAAAUUGUCCUGAAGACAAUAGGAGAAUGCAUCCCUCAGAUGAAUUUAAUAGAGGAAAAAACAGAUUUGCACCAUAUUCUUCACGAACAAUGCAUCCAUCUUCAUCUGUACACCAAGAAGAUAGUUCAAUAGACUAUGAACGAAAACCUUUUCAAGGUGAAACUACCAGAGAGAUGGAAAAAAGCAAAAGAUUGCCGGUUCUAACAGUUGAUUACAAUUAUGGUCUGCCAUUAGAUUAUGGACCUGAAGAGGAAGAGAGAACAUAUUAUGAUUUACCUCCAAGAGACCGCUACAACUGGAACUGAAUAAAAAGGACAAUGUUUGCUCAGCUUAGACUUACUUUUACCAUUUUACUUUGUAUGUGGACCAUUUUAUUUUAUUUUUUUUUUAACAAAUUAGGAAAAUGCAAAUUUCAGUAGUAGAGAACUGGUCUCUAUUGUAAGAUUAGCUUCUACUGAUGUUUGGUUCUUUAAAUUUAUUAGGGUGUAUUUGUUAAGGGUAGUUGGAGACAAGGUCUCAGUACACAUGGAAUUAAAGUAGUCCUUCCUUUAGUGAAAUUGGAACCCUGUACCUUAAAACAAACAACUUUCUGAGUGAUUGUAGUUGUGUCUUUUGUUUUACAUUUCUUUAAAAUGUAUGUAAUUUCCGGAUGCAAAAGUCAUAAUAAAAUACUGCACUAUCAGGUAGACUAGCAUUGAGAGUAUAGAAAAAAUACUAUUAAAUGAAUGAAGCAAAGUUAUAUCCACUUCAUCCUUUAAUUUGAAAAUACCAGUUUGAAUUAUUGCUAACAAUCUCUGCAGCAUUGCAGUUUAAUUCCAGGGUUUCUGUACUAUCAACUGAACUAACCUAGUUGCACUCUUUUUUCAUAGCAGAAUUUUUUCCAGAUUGCUAAGAAUGUGGAAGCAAAUGGAGUUUGAAUACUCUAAAUGUCAAACUUGCUUUUCAGUAAUCUGAAUAUCCCAUCCUGAUUGUAUAUUUUUUCCUGAUCCCAUAAGUAAUAUGUUUCAGAAUAGCCCAGUGUAAGUAAAUUUCACAAUUUUCUCAGCAACACAUCCAAAUGAGGUAGCUCGUAUAUCAUCAGCUUGCCUGUCUCAACUGGCCAAGAUCACUGGUACCUAUAUACUUACACCUCCUUGUUUGUCAGUCAUACCUGUCUUACUCUGCAGUUCUAUUUUUUUACUAGUCUCUUUUUACAGCACAGUGAAGUAAUGUAAUCAGAAUAGAAGAAUAACCUCUUCAGGUAAGUUACUUUUAAGAGUCAUGUAUUGAACGGUGUCCUCUGAACUGCCACUUCAGUGGGUCUUGAGAAGGUGGUGCAACAACAGUAACUAAAUUCAUGCCAGCAGCUGUACAGUAGCACCAAAAGCUCUUACUGUGGAUAAAGAAAUCUUAGUUCAUAGAAUGGAAAGCAGUAUUAAUGUAAUACUUAGGUAAAUCUUAAAAAUUACAUUUUUCAUUAUUACUACAUUUUCAUAAAUUAAUAUUUUUAAAAGGCAUCACAGUAAAUAAGGAUAAAGCUAGACUAUGAUAUUAAAAUAAACAAUUAAAAUGAAUGCUAGAUAUUUUAAGUCAUGCAGUUAAGAAACUGCCUCAAAAGCAGCGUAGCUGUAAAGCAAGAGAGUGUAGGUAUACACUAGAAAACUGCAAAAAAAAACCAUGUUCAUAGGCAGAACCCACAGAGCUUUUUUGCCUUCUAGCAGCAGCAUAAAACCCAGAUUUUCUGAAUUCAUGGUUCCAUGACUACUAAAUAAGGACUAGAUUUGAAAAGUGUGGAACAUCUGGCAACUCCUCUUGUUUUGUAACACAUGCAGAAAGUUCCCAAAAUAAAAGGAUUCUGUGGAUAUAAAUUUAAACUGCAAAUGAUUCAUUGCCUUUGCAACUGGUAGAACAACUUUGGCUUUGUUCAUUGUACAAAGUAAAUAGUUUUCUCAUUUUCACAGCAGCUAAGUCAGUUGUAUUUGCCAUUACAUCUCUGAUAGUGAGCCUCAUUCAUGUGGUCUCAGGUUGUGGAACUGAGCACUAAAUGUUAAGAAAAGGCAUUUCCUUCGCUUGCCUUUUUUUUUAAUUUUUAAGUGAGGGGUAAGCUGAAACUUUUUAUCUAGGCUUCUUUAUUUUGGAGGCAAGGAAGAUCUGCAACAUGGGCUACUAUAUUGCCAGAUUUUUUAUAAAAACAACAACAAAAAAACCCUGGUAUUCUCUGGCAGGGAGCUAAGAAUUAGGGACUGGUAUUACAAGCAUUUGGGGUGGUUUUUGUACUAUAUAUGCAGUAUUCAUAAAGUGAAUAAAGAGCAAACAUUUGCCCUUCA
Molecule: messenger RNA, 6836 nt
Organism: Aquila chrysaetos chrysaetos
Lineage: Eukaryota; Metazoa; Chordata; Aves; Accipitriformes; Accipitridae
Exons: 10
Coding region: 3006-4835 (609 amino acids)
Biological process (GO): dephosphorylation
Molecular function (GO): protein tyrosine/serine/threonine phosphatase activity; polynucleotide 5'-phosphatase activity
Source: RefSeq, a predicted model, not a curated record